UAUAUAGAAUGAAAUUAUCCCUACCCACAACAUGUUGACAGAUAAGAAAGUACAGAUUGCAUGUAAGAUAAUUACACAGUAAUUUGGAGGGACACAUAAGGGGAAUCAGGAGAGGUCUUUUGAAGGAGGUGACCCUUGUCCUGAGCUUUAAGGGAAGCUCAAGAUUUCAAGAGGUGCAGGUGAAUAGGUGAACAUCCUAGGCCAGAGGGACAGACAGACACACAGCCUGUGCGAAAGCACCAAGGUGGUGUGUGGUGAUCAGCAAGUCAGCCAGUUUGGCUGGAGCCUGCCAGUGUUUAAAGGGGAGUAAUGUGUGAUCAGCAAGAAAGAUAGGAGUCAGAUUGUGAAAGGCUUUAAAUACCAAACAGAGGGGUUUGUAUUUAUCCCAAAGGGUCAUGGGGAGCCACUGAAGCUUUUUUAAAGAGGGAAAUCAGUCCUAACAGUAAAUAACCAAAGCAAGAAUUCUUUGUUUUAUUAUGAAGAAAUGCUUUCCCGUCAUGAUGGUGGGAAUUGCAUGUGUGUAUGGAAUGGACUGUAAGCUGGAAAGGUCUUGGGGUGAACCCUUUCCUGGUGAUAUGGAAGAGGAUGUUGGCUGGAUCUGGAGAAAGUAAAGGGAGCUGGCAGCAAAUAAGAUGGGAGUCAAUCCAACCAGUGUUGAUUCAGUAAUUAUUGGGAAAGACCAGGAGGCAACACUAAAGCCAGGACAGAUUCUCCACAUUGUGAAUGAACUUUACCCUUACACUGUACAAUUUGUAGAAGAAACUGAGACACCUGUCCUAGGAAGAGAAAGGAAGAGAAAGAGGCCUUGUGACAACAACCAGAAUGAAAAGGAUGAGGACAAUAAAGCCAGAAAGGUGGUGGAAAUGGAGCCCUUGGACCCUUCAGAGCGCACUUCAAUUCAUAAGCCAGGCAACACCAAAACUGCUGAAGCUCUCAAAAAAGGUGGUAGUACUCCCAGUGAAAAGGCAUCCUUUGGACAUUGGAGUCAAGGUUUGAAGAUUUCUAUGCAUGACCCCAAAAUGCAGGUUUACAAAGAUGACCAGGUAGUUGUGAUUAAUGACAAAUAUCCUAAAGCUCACUACCACUGGCUUGUGUUACCGUGGAUCUCCCUUUCCACUUUGAAGAGUUUAAAUCACCAGCAUGAAGAGCUUCUCAAGCAUAUGCAUGCCAUAGGAGAAAAGAUGAUUGAAGAGUGUGUGGACGCUAAACACCUACAGUUUCGGCUGGGUUAUCACGCCAUUCCUAGCAUGAGCCACGUGCAUCUUCAUGUUAUCAGUCAGGAUUUUGAUUCUCCUUGCCUCAAGAAUAAAAAACACUGGAAUUCUUUCAAUACAGACUAUUUCCUUGAUUCACAAGAUGUAAUAAAAAUGAUCCAGAAAGAUGGAAAAGUGACUGUUCCAGGUGGAGUAUCUGACCUUUUGAAGCUACCACUGCGUUGUCAUAUAUGCAAGGAGCAGCAACCCACCAUCCCCCAGUUAAAAGAUCAUCUCAGGAAACAUGCAUCAAAGUGAUUUUGUUGAACUUAUCACUUUUAAGAAGAGAAUCUGAAGUCUGGGUGUUAGGAGUGGACUUAUACCUAAUACCUUUUCUGGAUUUUUUCAGAAGCAGAAGAACUCGUACUUGUUUAAUUAAAAUGAAUCUUUUUAAAA
Trichosurus vulpecula (common brushtail) is the source of this 1649-nucleotide messenger RNA. It is a transcript of the gene APTX, whose product is annotated as aprataxin. Gene Ontology annotation, molecular function: DNA 5'-adenosine monophosphate hydrolase activity; protein binding; mismatched DNA binding. The transcript is spliced from 6 exons. Gene Ontology annotation, cellular component: nucleus. Gene Ontology annotation, biological process: single strand break repair; double-strand break repair. NCBI's taxonomy places the organism in Eukaryota, Metazoa, Chordata, Mammalia, Diprotodontia, Phalangeridae. The coding region runs from base 633 to 1511 and encodes 292 amino acids. The record is from RefSeq and is a predicted model, not a curated record.